UUACCAGUUCUUAAAACAUUAGUUAAAACAUAUCACUUCAAAGUGUUUGAAAAUAAAUUUUCUCUCAUCAUGGAGUCAAUAUUUUAUGAAUUGUAUACCAAUUGAUUGAUAGUGUCGUGCCUUUGGUUUAUUUGGGAAUGAUCUACAAUUGAGUGUUGUUUUGUAUGAUACGUAUGUUGAGUGUUGUCUUGUAUGAUAUAUGAAACGGCGAAACAGAUUAGUGAAGGUUGUGUGUAAAGGUUGGAGAAACAAAGAAAAAUGUCGACCAGCGAAAUUGAAGAUUUCGUAAAUGGAUCACUUAUUUCGUGGAUUGAAUCAUGCCUUCCUCGACAUGAGAUAAUUGCCGGAUACGUAUCUUUGUUGGAUGGUACAAUUUUACACGCUGUUUAUCUUCAAAUUGAUCCUGAACCACAGUACCAUCCAGUCAAGUUAAAAAAUGUGGAAGGUCUUUCAUUGACAAUUAGCCGAUCUCGGAACUUUGAUGCUAUUGUACGAAACCUCCGAAACCUCUACGAUGAAGAAUUAGGUCAGACAAUACUUGCUUUACCGGACUGUUCAAUCCUUGGUCAAGCCCCAGAAUCACGAGCCGGAUUGGACCAAAUGAAACUUUUAAUAACCCUUUUAUUAGGUGCUGCUGUUCAAUGUCCAAACAAAGAAAUAUUUAUAGCCCGCAUUAAAGAGCUUGAUUUAGACACGCAACAUGCGAUUGUAGAAGUUAUAAAGCAGGUUACAGACAGUCAAACAUUAGUUCUGACGCAAGAAGCGUUAGAUCAGCUUCCAUCUGAAACCAUGUGUAAACACAUUGUCAGGCUUGCAAAAGAACGUGAUCAAUACCAUAGCAAAUGGAUGUCGACUGUGAUUUCCGAGAGUCUACACAGUUCUUGCUCCGCAACCACUAGUUCAGCCAACACUCCAUCUGCAUCUACGGAAAAUAACCAUCUAGCGGUGGAGUUAGCCGACUAUAAGUCCAGGCUGCGGAAGUUACGUCAGGAACUGGAAGAAAAAUCAGAAUUGUUGAUUGAAGUCAAGGAAGAACUUGAUCAUAAAAUUAAUCAAUACGAAAAGUUACGCGUUGAGAGCCAAGAUUGGUAUUCUGAAGCCAGGCGAUCUGCUGCUUACCGGGAUGAAGUGGAUGUGUUACGCGAACGUGGCGAAAGAGCAGAUCGUCUCGAAAUUGAAGUUCAAAAACUAAGAGAAAAACUGUCAGAUGCUGAAUUCUAUCGAACCAGAGUGGAGGAACUUAGAGAAGACAAUCGAAUGCUCUUGGAAACAAAAGAAAUGCUGGAGGAGCAGUUGCUUCGUUCUCGAAAGCGAAGUGACCAGGUUAUGAUAUUAGAAACAGAAAUUAUUAAGUUUAAACAAUUGCUAAACGACAUGUCAUUGGAACGUGAUGUGGACAAAAGCAAACUUCAAGACUUGCUAGAGGAAAAUGUGCAGCUACAGUUAGCUACCAAAAAUUUGAUGGCUGGAUCUGAUGCAGUGAUUAAUCAAAGCCAGUCAGAUACAGAGGAAGAUUUACCGUCGAAUGAUAACAGCUUGUCCGAACAAUUAACCACUAACGCUCAGUCUCGUGCUCUUAAGUUGGAGUUGGAAAACAGACGUCUUCUUGCAGCUUUGGACAGUCUUAAAGAGUCAUCUUUUCAUGAGUCUUCGAAUAAAAUCCUGGAACUGGAGAAGGAUAAAAAGAAGCUCUCGCUUCGACUUGAUCAGGUGCAGGAGAGUUGUAACCGACAUAUGCAACAAAACUUAGAACUUGAGAAUGUUUUCAAGAAUGCAUUGGAGGAAAAUAAGAAACUUCAAGAUGCUUUGGAUAUCAAGCAGCAGAUUCUGGACAAACAAAGUCACGACCGGGACCUUGAUCGAAUACGUCAAAUUGAUUUGGAAAAACAAAUUGAAAAUCUGACUAAGGAGAAACAACGAGUACAAAAUUUAUGUGAAAGUAUUCAACGAAGAACAACAGAUCUAGAACGCUCGAUAGAAAGUAAAACGAAAGAAGUUCAACAACUGAAUGAGCGUUGUCAUGAACUAGGUAAUGUUAAAAAAAAGAGUUAUGAACUCAAUGUGAAAAUGACAGCAUUAGAAAAAGAAAAUUGUAGUCAAGCGAAAGAUUUGUUGAAGUAUAAGGAAAUAUUGGAGCAAAAGGAUGUUAAGUUAGAUGAGGCUAUCAUUAAGUUACAUCAAAACGAGAAAGAUAUUGCACUAUUAUUGAAGCAGUUGGAAGAGAGUGCUGCCAUCGAGAAAAAGCUCCAAGAGAUUGAGAAAACGAACAAAGAACUCCUUACUCAGCAAAAAAUUCAAAGUGAAACUAUUUUAACAUUGCAAACAGAUUUAUAUAAUGGAACAUUGGCUACUAAAAAAGUGAGACAGAAUCUAGAGCGGUUGGGAUUUAAUGAAAACGACAUUGAGAAAACUGAUUUGAAUGUAGAACUCUUCGUUGAAAAACUUUGUAAAAAUCCAGAAUCAUUCAAAACAGUCAGAGAAAUAGUUUUGAACGUCGGCAAAGAAAUUACCAAAUCUGUUGACAUAUGUGUCCUUUGUCAUAAACAAGAAAUUUACACAGUCGAGAAAGACAUUGAAUUUUGUAACUAUAACGAAACAGUUUUGCCAAAUGAUUUGGAAAUAAAAAUAGAACAAUUGAAGAUUGAAAAUUCCGGCCUUCAAUUGACGAACGAAUCUCUUCAAGCUGAAAAUGUCCGCCAAAAAGUAGAAGUAUCGACAUUGGGAUCCCAAAUAACCUCUUUAAAUACACAACAUGUUGCUUUACAAUUGGCAAAUUCACAAUUAGCUGCUGAGAAAGAUAUGCUGGUUAAACAGGUGGAGGUUAAAAAGCAAGCUUGUGAAUCACUUCAGCAUGAUCAAGUCACGCUGCAGUGUCUUCAUGAACAACUGAGUAGCGAGUAUGAUUCACUUAACCACGAAAGAGAAAUAUUAAAAAACUCCGCUCGUGACCUUAAGACGGAAAACCGCGAUUUGAAAGAGCAUGUAUUAAUUCUCGAAAAACAAUUGGAUGAUUAUAAACUGGAAAUUGCGUCGAUGAAAGAUGGUAUUACCAAUCUUGCAAAUCUAAGAGCAGAACAUUCAAAGCUCAAAGAUGAUUUUAGAUGCUUGUUUACGAAUAGUGAACGACUUAAACACGAAUUCAAGAGUAGACAAGAACAGUAUCGGGCUUGUAGGACAGAAAACAGUCGGCUAAAGUUACAAAAUACUGAACUUAGUGGUGAAUUGAAUAACAAAAUAGAACAAAUCACGAAUCUGGAAAUUGAAUACACGAAAAUGCAUCAACGAUGCGAGAUUCUUCUACAGAUGAACUCUAGUUUAGACAUAGACAGACGUACGCUUAUGGAUCAUGUAUCUCAGAUUUUGGCUCAGUAUCACGAGCUUUUAGCUCAUUCACUGGAAGAUAAGCAGCAUUAUCAUGAUGAAGAAAAGAGUUUUACGGAUCGUGUAAACAAUCUACAUCGACAAAAAGAAAAAUUAGAAGAGAAGAUCAUGGAGCACUAUCGAAAGUUAGACAGUUGUUCACCGAAAAAGAAACCUUUUGGUCUAAAUUUCGUCAAAAAAGUACGCAAAGCUGGCUCAGAACUCAUAAGUCGUGUUCCUAAUCGGAAUCGGCGUUCCUGGGUUGACGAACCAAGACUAACACAAUCUCAAUUUACACUUGGAUCUGAAUCUGGUGGUAACGAGUCAGAUAAUAGUAUAGAAGAACCCAACUCGGUAGCAUCCGAUACCAAUCUGCUUCAAAGACACUCGGUUCUACGGCAAAGCUUACAGCGGAAACCCAACAAUGAGGUUUUGAAUAAGACUCUUCUAAGAGGUGGCAUUAGAAGUAGCUUACAAGCAUCCCGAAGAGACGAAGUUAGCCAGGCACACAGAAAUAGCUUCCCAGGAUUUGAUACUGGAAAUGACGCUUUAAACCUUGGAAAUCCUGGAACGCGUCGCACGGUUUAUUUAAUGGAAGAAAAACCGAUAGACAAAACUAACGCUGGCUCUAGCACUACAGCAGGUGUAGUUGGUUUAACAGACUCAUCACCUUCAGUGUCAUUGACAUCACCACCACCAGCGACGUCUGUUGUGGAUACUGAACAAUCUCAGUUAGCAUCGAUGAAUAAUACUGUAAAUAGUUCGAGCACAACUUCAACUGUCAGUGGAAUCAAUCCUGUAACAACAAGCAAUGAUACGCUUCUUCUGCUCAAUCGAAUUACCACGACGACAACUCUUAAAACAUUAGAUUCAAGUUUGCAACCUAAGACAACAUCGGAGUGUUCAAAUCCAUCUGAAUGUUCCGGAACAACCAACAUGGAUACGACGGUUGUUGUUUCAGAUGAUGCUAAUAAAAAAGAUUCUGUUCCAAAAUCUAAAAAUGAUACAAAAAAUCGCGAAAGCACGAUAUGGUAUGAAUACGGGUGUGUAUGAAAAUAAUUAUCAGAAUACCUUGAAUUUUAAAGGUAUUUUGAGAAUAAACAAUAAAUCGUUAAA
Malaya genurostris is the source of this 4476-nucleotide messenger RNA. It is a transcript of the gene Girdin, whose product is annotated as girdin. The transcript is spliced from 8 exons. Gene Ontology annotation, cellular component: cytoplasm; centrosome. The record is from RefSeq and is a predicted model, not a curated record. Gene Ontology annotation, biological process: cytoskeleton-dependent intracellular transport; cytoplasmic microtubule organization. Gene Ontology annotation, molecular function: microtubule binding; dynein light intermediate chain binding. The coding region runs from base 259 to 4413 and encodes 1384 amino acids. NCBI's taxonomy places the organism in Eukaryota, Metazoa, Arthropoda, Insecta, Diptera, Culicidae.